AACUGUCAACAAAAAGAAAAGAGAUAGAAAAAAUGUCAACAAAAUAUGAAAAAUGUUUCAGUAAAUUCUAAAAAUCAUUGAAUUGUUACUAAAAUAUCGUAAAAUAUGGUAUGAAAUUUGCGUCUAAGUAAUAUUAAAAUCAUAUUGUACUAGAACAAAGUGAAGUUUCGUGACAAAAGUGCAGUGCACGGUAUUCCAAAUGGAAUCAAUAUUCUUGAGCCACCCUCAGCAGCAACAACAGCAGCAGCAGUCUUAUCAAAAUGACGAGGAUCCGGACGUUUUGGCCGAGGACAACACCCGACCCUCGCUGCCGGAAGACUUUCCCAACUUUCGGGAUUUCCAGAUCGAGAAAAUGGUACUCUACUUCCGGGUGGUAACGGACGGUUCCGAACAGCGGCUUCGGCUCGGGUUCAAGUGCAAACUGUGCGGAGAGGUUUUUAACAAGACCAUGCAACUGUUGGGGCAUAUUCGGAAACAUUUUGAGGAGAACCAUAUUUGUAAGGACUGUGGAAAGUACUUUUUCGAUACGAACAAGCUGCUUAUUCAUAAGAGAGCAAAACAUACGCAACCCCUGAAAUGCCAGUUAGGAUGCUUGAGUUAUACGACAUCCAACAUCAAAUGCCUACAGACGCACUAUCUGCGCCAUCAUUGUAUAAAAAUACGGCCAAAGGAUAUGAAAAAGAUGGAAGAAACUCUGAUCCCACAAAGUCGACCUACCGGUAGUGAAAUUAAAACAAAAUCCCAACGUGAGGCAAUUGCAGAUCAGCAGCGAUCACUUCCUGAAGUUCAGCAAGUUCAGCAAUCGAAACCGGGGAUCGAAGACGACGAGGCUGAUGAAGUGGACGACCAGGAUGUAGAUCAAGAUGAGGAUGAAUUCGACGAGCCGGAAGACUAUGGCCAAACCGUAGAAUGUUGCGUUUGUGACGUGUACAUCCCAACGGAAGAGGACCUGAAGGUUCACGAGCAAACUCACAGUAGUCCCUACACCUGCAAAAUCUGUUUCACGGUCUAUGAGCAGCUUGCGGAUGCUCGAAGUCACUACGAUGCACAUGAGAAAACGCAAGUGAUGCAGAACCCAGUGCAACUGCAAACGGUAACCCUUACACCGGCAGUUAGCCUUCAACAGCAGCCGCAGCCAGCAUCCAUUCCCAUAGUGACCUCUUCGGGUCAACACCAAGCCCCCAAUAUGACCACCAUGUUGAUCAUGCACAACGGCACGCCCAUGUUGGUACCGGUCCAGACGUUCGACAGUAGUCAGCUAGUCCAGGCCUUUCCUUCGCACACAAUACCGACACAAAUUACCGCCCAACCCGCGACAGGACCGACCACCAUCACUCCGAUAACGACCGCAUGGCCCAUCAACCACCUGCUUCCGGUGAACAACCAAAUCGAAAUCAUUCCAAUUCACCCAGCACAAAAUAUGGCAGCGGGAGGACCAACCCUCAAUCAAAUCCCAAUCCAGAACAUCAUCAACGUCAAGCAAGACCAUCCCCAGGCCGCAGGUGGUCCAGGAAUCGUCAUAACUCCGGUGACGACCUUAGACCAGCAGCACUACUUGAGGCAACAGCAAGCGCUGCAAGCACAAUUGCAGUUACAACAGCAGCAGCAACAACUGCAGUUACGCCAACAGCAGCAACUUCAGCAACAGCAACAACAGUAUCAGCCUCAAACGUAGGCUCUUUCUGGUAAGGUACUCUGUUACUGGAUAAGUAUUUAAGGAAUGGUGAACCCACACCACCAUCGUUUGCAGCUCCAAACGCAAAUGGUGGGAUCCACUUUGUGGAACAAAUGGGAUAAAGUAUCAAAUUGACGUCGUCGUUUUAGAACGCUUUUCGAAACACUAAGUUAUUCUUUUUCUUUAUGUUUUAUAGUUUAUUACUGUCGCAUUAUUUAGUUUCCAUUUUAAGACUACUACAUUCGUUCACAUCACGUCACGGUGGAUAACAAAAAUAUAUUUUUUUUUUCGAAUGGUCGAAAAA
Aedes aegypti (yellow fever mosquito) is the source of this 1979-nucleotide messenger RNA. RefSeq names its product putative mediator of RNA polymerase II transcription subunit 12. NCBI's taxonomy places the organism in Eukaryota, Metazoa, Arthropoda, Insecta, Diptera, Culicidae. Gene Ontology annotation, cellular component: nucleus. Gene Ontology annotation, molecular function: DNA-binding transcription factor activity, RNA polymerase II-specific; RNA polymerase II transcription regulatory region sequence-specific DNA binding. Bases 200 to 1675 code for a protein of 491 amino acids. Gene Ontology annotation, biological process: regulation of transcription by RNA polymerase II. The transcript is spliced from 2 exons. The record is from RefSeq and is a predicted model, not a curated record.